CUACGCACAAGUAUGGCGGCCUGAGAGUUGUGACAACUGUUUUGAUGGUGUAAAGAAUCGUUUUUUUCCAUUUCUAAAACGUCUUUUGCUCGGAAUUCGUGUUUAUCUGAACUAAUAACCACAUUGCGACUCAGACAAACAUGCCGUCUGCCUGUGACUCUCUGAUUGAAGACAUUGAGGACAUGGUGUCUGCUAGUGACCCCACACCUCAUGAGAGACAGUCUGCUAGAAAGAGCAUCAUACCGAGGUCCAGGAAGAAAAAAGAGCUGAGCCAUGAGGAGCUUCAAGCUGACAGUGUGAUCCCUGGGACCCAAAAAAUCUGGAUGAAAACAUGGGGCUGCAGUCAUAACAACUCCGACGGAGAGUACAUGGCUGGACAGCUAGCUGCCAGCGGAUACAAGAUCACUGAUGACCCAACAGAAGCAGACCUGUGGUUGCUCAACAGCUGCACUGUGAAAAACCCUGCAGAAGACCACUUCAGAAACUCAAUCAAAAAAGCCCAGGAUCAGCAGAAAAAGGUAGUAGUAGCAGGUUGUGUUCCCCAGGCCCAGCCACGGAUGGACUACCUGAAAGGACUCAGCAUCAUUGGGGUCCAACAGAUUGAUCGAGUGGUGGAAGUAGUGGACGAGGCCGUUAAAGGCCACUCAGUUCGUCUGCUGGGUCAGAAGAAAGAUGGAGGUCGGAGGCUCGGAGGAGCCAGACUGGACUUACCCAAGAUCAGGAAGAACCCCCUCAUUGAAAUCAUCUCCAUUAACACUGGGUGUCUGAAUGCAUGUACCUACUGUAAAACUAAGCAUGCCAGAGGAGACCUUGCCAGCUAUCCCAUUGAGGAGCUAGUGGAGAGAGCCAGGCAGUCUUUCCAUGAGGGAGUGUGUGAGAUCUGGUUGACCAGUGAGGACACAGGAGCUUAUGGUAGAGACAUAGGGACUGACCUGCCCACAUUGCUGUGGAGAUUGGUGGAGGAAAUUCCUGAAGGGGCCAUGCUGAGGCUGGGUAUGACCAACCCACCGUACAUCCUGGAGCACCUAGAGGAGAUGGCAAAGAUAUUGAAUCAUCCACGUGUCUAUGCCUUCCUUCAUGUUCCCGUGCAGUCGGCCUCAGACAGCGUCCUGAUGGACAUGAAGAGAGAGUAUUGCAUCGAUGACUUCAAAAGAGUGGUGGACUUCCUCAAAGACAGGGUCCCAGGUGUAACCAUUGCCACAGAUAUAAUCUGCGGUUUUCCUGGUGAGACAGAGGAAGACUUCCAAGAGACAGUAGACUUGGUGAAACUCUACCGAUUCCCAAGUCUCUUCAUCAACCAGUUCUACCCCAGACCCGGUACGCCUGCCGCCAAGAUGGAGCAAGUGCCAGCACAUGUGAAGAAGCAGAGGACUAAAGAGUUGUCACAACUGUUCCACUCUUACAACCCCUACGACCAUAAGGUAGGGGAGAGGCAACAUGUGUUGGUGACAGAGGAGUCGUUUGAUGCCCAAUACUACGUGGCUCACAACAAAUUCUAUGAACAGGUGCUGGUACCUAAGAGGGCUGAGUUCAAAGGGAAGAUGAUUGAGGUGGACAUCUAUGAGGCAGGAAAACACUUCCUGAAAGGCCGACCGGUUGAGGACAGUAAGCCGUUCACUCCCUCCAUCGCUGCACCACUUCAGAAAGGAGAGGUGUCUGGCCUGAUGCAGGAACACAUGGCCAAUGGCGUCCAGGGUCCUGCCUCUGUGUCUUCUUCGUCCGUCCUGUUGAUCGGCUCUCACAGGCUGGACAGGGAAGGACUGAAGAAACUGGCAAUCGGAUUUGCUCUGGCCGCAGCCAUGCUGGCUUUCAUCGUAGAGAAACUGUACUGAUGGAGGAGCUGCGGCUAGAAGGAGGAGGACGGUAACAUCACAGGAGCCUGAGCAGCGUGUUGGAAGCAGGUGAACACAUCAGUACGAACGGCCUCCUCAGAUCCGCUGUCACAUUCUGAUCUCAUUCAAGUUUUAAAUGAACCAAAUAACAAGAAGACGAAGUCAGUAACACCUCGAGGAUUAUUGGAAUGUUCUGUGAGAUUUCUGUUCUUUUUAGCACAGUUAGUCAGACGUUUACUGUUGAAUUGAGGGCAUAGUUUGCCACUUAGCAGUCAUUUUACUCUGUUUGCUCCAACAAAGUCUUUUUCAGUCAGUGAAGUGGAAUAACCACACGGGCAAAGGACAGCAGUCUUCACAGACCUUAACCAACUCUUUUUAUAGCAGCCUUUUUGUUGCAAUUUACACCCUUGUUAUACUACAUUUUAAUUAGAAUCUUGUUUAAGUGCAGGUUCUGGUUCAUAUUUUUCUUCCUUGUUAUGCUCUCCUGAUGGCUGCAGCCCGACGUCGAACAUAAACUGGUGAAGAGUGUUUUGAAUCAUGUUUUUAGGUCUUUACUUAAAUUACACACAACUCAAGUAGUUGAACACAUUCUGGUCAGCUGCACCACAACAAAGUUGCUUUUCAGCCUGCCGGGUCGCACAGUGAUUCUCAGGUGUUCAUUUUUUAGAGGUACUCAGCAUAUAUAUUUCCAAAUAUCGUGUGCUACAGAGUUGGCCAGCCUCAUUUUGAUGGAUUGAAAUGUGCUUACAUUACACUAUGUGUUAUUUUAUUCUGUGGAAAGGAGUAAUGAUGUGUAUAAUACUCUGAUUAAAGGUGAUUUGCAACCUUCAUUUCAAAGUAUUUAUUUUUGAAUAAGAGACAUGGACAGUAUAUUUUCAGAUCCUCAGAACGAACGCCUUCAAAGUUGUUUCAUCAUGUUACUCUUUUGUUUUAGUGGUUGUUCAAAAAGGUUUUUGUUUGUUUCAUUGUAUGGUUUUUGCCUCAUACAUCAAAGUCAGGUGCAGUUCAUUUGUAAUGUGUGUCUUCCCUGAUUAGCAGACAUGACUUUGUGCUAUGAAACCCCACACAGAGUGUGGUCUAUUUUAUUUGUAUGUAUGCCAGCGUAAAGAAUUGUUUCAUAUUUUCUAGCUGACAUCCACCUCAGAGAUUUCUGCUGCCACCCCAAUACAGUGAAGGUGAAUGGUUUUUCAUUUGUGGAGCUCACAGCAUUGAACCCCAGUAUCCCUGUUGCUCUGGAUUAUCCACCGACGACACUGUCUUUGGUUUUCAUAGGGACUAUUACUGCACUAGAAAUAUUCCACUGAAAAGUGUUCAUCGGGAAAUCUGUGGAUUAUCCAAACCACUGCAAUUCAAUUCUUACACCUUGUAUUGGGGUGGCAGCAGAAACCUCAGAGUGAGAAACGCUUUUCUUUUUCUGUAAUGAAGGUGAACUGCCCGUGCAGUGCAGCUACUCUUGAUAUGUGGACUACUCGUGAUGUCUGAGUCAUUAUUGAGACAGACUUGAUUUGUCUUGAUUUGCAUUGUCCCAACCAUCCAAAACAGUUCAAUAAAGGAAGAA
This is a messenger RNA of Chelmon rostratus (copperband butterflyfish), 3390 nucleotides long. It is a transcript of the gene cdkal1, whose product is annotated as CDK5 regulatory subunit associated protein 1-like 1. Gene Ontology annotation, biological process: tRNA methylthiolation. Bases 141 to 1832 code for a protein of 563 amino acids. Gene Ontology annotation, cellular component: endoplasmic reticulum. NCBI's taxonomy places the organism in Eukaryota, Metazoa, Chordata, Actinopteri, Chaetodontiformes, Chaetodontidae. The record is from RefSeq and is a predicted model, not a curated record. Gene Ontology annotation, molecular function: tRNA (N(6)-L-threonylcarbamoyladenosine(37)-C(2))-methylthiotransferase activity; 4 iron, 4 sulfur cluster binding. The transcript is spliced from 15 exons.